This is a messenger RNA of Nothobranchius furzeri (turquoise killifish), 1796 nucleotides long. RefSeq names its product family with sequence similarity 114 member A2 (gene fam114a2). The record is from RefSeq and is a predicted model, not a curated record. NCBI's taxonomy places the organism in Eukaryota, Metazoa, Chordata, Actinopteri, Cyprinodontiformes, Nothobranchiidae.
GCCCUACAGUCGCUAGCUAAGAGGCUAACAGCUAGCCGUAACCUUUGAAAACAAACUGUGACGUGGCUAAUCUGCUCGGACAGCAACAAGAAAACCCGAAUCCCCGAGCGUCAUAUCGGAAACGUUAGACCCCCCAACGCUAAAGUACGAGUUUAAACUACAAGAAAUAAACCCGCGAAGGAAAACAGGCUUUCUGCUGCUAACAACAACCAGCUGAGCAGGAGAAAAGGUAUGCACUGCUGCUGCUGAGACACCUGCUGAGAUGUCAGACAGCGAAGCUUCUGCUGCAGCAACGCAGGAUGCUUCUCCAUCAGCUGACAGCACCUCCUUGUCCACACACCUGGCCCCGACCAGGAAAGCCAGGAGGAGCCCGGAGGCCAGGGCUGAAGCAGAGGAGAAGCCAGCGGAGACGUGUAGCCCGGCGACGAUCUCUCAGGGGGGGUGGGGAUACUGGGGCAGCUGGGGCAAAUCCAUUCUGACCACAGCAACAGCCACUGUGGCCACUGUGGGACAAGGCCUCACUCAGGUGAUAGAGAAAGCCGAGACGACUCUGGGGAUCCCGAGUCCGACCGAACUGUCGGCUCAGGCGGAAGAGGAGAGGCAGCAGGGUGAGGCCGGUGAUGAGAAGCAAGCUGAGAGCGACGGAUCGUCACCGGUGGGAAGUGCGAUGGGGAUGCUGUCGUCUCUCACCAGCGUGGUCCAGAACACGGGGAAGACGGUGGUCAGUGGAGGUCUGGAUGCUCUGGAGUUCAUCGGGAAGAAGACGAUGGACAUGAUAGCAGAAGGUGAUCCUGGCUUUAAGAAGACCAAAGGUCUGAUGAACCGGAAUGCCACUCUAUCCCAGGUGCUGCGGGAAGCAAAGGAGCGAGAGGAGCUUCAGACAGCAGGGGCGGAGUCAUCAGACCCUGAGAAGAAAGCGGUAGCUCAUUAUGGGAUGUUGUUUGAUGAAUUUCAGGGUCUGUCGCACCUGGAAGCUCUGGAGAUCCUGUCCAGGGAGAGCGAAUCAAAGGUGAAGUCGGUGCUGACGACUCUGUCCGGAGACCAGCUGGUCCAGCUCAGGGAGGAGCUGGACCAAAUCAAGGACUCCUUCUCCAUGGUGGAGUUUGAUGAGGAGGAAGAGGAGGAGACUGAAGAUGACGGAGGAGCAGAGUUUGAGAAGGAGCUAACGGAACUCCUGGAGGGUCUUCAUGUGUCCGCCACGGCCGACAAACUCAGCACGGCCUGUAAGAACAUCUGCAGCACAGUCAGUGACAUGAACAAACCCCUGAACAAAGAGGGUGACGAGGAGGAAACGCUGCGCCACUCUGCAGAGGAGGUUCAUGCUGCAGCCAUCAGGAGUCUGGCUGAGCUGACAGCGCGGUCCAUCGAGCUUUUCCACAAACUGGCUGAGAUUAUCCUGACCUCCAGCAGCUGUGUCGAGGCCAGCAUCUUGUCACAAUUAACCGUUGUCCUGUGUAAAGAAAUCUCACAGCUUUCUAAGAAAUUCACUUCCUGUUUGACCACAGCAGGGUCCAGUCAGAAGGGGGACGUCCUGAACCCGCUGAUCACCGGAGUCUUUCUCGAGGCUUCCAACAGUGCCUCUUAUACCCAGGAUGCUUUCCAGCUCCUCAUGCCCAUUCUGGAGAUAUCCCACAUCCAGAGGAGAGCAGAAUUCUCGGAGCAGUGACCAGGUGAUCUCCCCUACUACCUCUGCUGUUGCCAUGACAACUGGAGUCAAGCUCUCCUAGCAAAGACCUGCCACAUCUUUAAAACAUUCAUAAAAACAACAAAGGUGUUUUUUUUUCUUUUCUGUGUUA